AUGGAUCUAAUAGCAGAAACAGACCUCACCCAGGAUGAAAAAGAUAUGGCCAUUGAGGCGAAGAAGGUGAGGUUCAACACUGCCAACGGCAACACCACGUCAAAGCAAGAGAUAUGCAUGGAUAUACAGGGGAUGCCUGAGACGAUGAGGAUUAGAAUGCUCGAGAGUACUCCCGCUGUUCUAUCAAUGGGGAGGAGAUGCAUGAAAAUGGGAUAUUCAUUUCAUUGGCUGGCGGGUGCAAACCCCGUGUUCGUCAAGCCUGAUUCGAGCUUGAUAGUGCUAAAAGUCAUUGGGGAUAUCCCAUACAUGGUGGAUAGAAUGUCAACGGUUGUUAACGAAAGUGAGCGUAAUGACUAUCACAUCUAUCCUGCUAUGCCAGCGCCUCUUGCGAUUGAACUGCCCGUGCGAGGAAACUCCAGUCCGAGGAGACUUGAAGGGAAACAGGAUGAAUGUAGCCCCAAAAGCGUGGACUCGGACACGGAUAGGGACACUGAGGAGGAACCGAUAGGAAAGGCCACCAACGACGACGGGAGGCUACUAGACAAGUGGAUGUUAACGGGUAAUAAAGCGGUGUGUUUCCAUAACAAACCAAGAACGAAGACUUGCGAUCCAUGGUUUGAAACACUGAAAUUCCCAGAGAUACAUGCACUUGUGCCGCGAUUCGCCGAGAGAUGUAGAUCCAAACGUGUGUACAAAGAUGGCAAAACCGUGGCGGAAUGGAUAGACUGGGUGGACAAGUACAAUGAGGGAGAGAAUAGAGACGCGGAAGAGGACUUAUGGACAGGCAAGACCAUGUUCAAGAUAGAAGGGCUCACAUUCGAAGGAGCGGAUGCAGGAGAAGCGGUGCAGAGCGAUAGCGCGAAGGUGAGAAAACAUAUCUUGAAUAGAAUGGCUGCGGAUGAAGACGCGGGGCUAGAUGACCUGACGAUGAUGCUGGACAAGAAUAUCGGUACCGGUGGGGAGGCAGAGACGCUAGUCGAGAUAGCAAGGUCGAGGAACGGACCGGAGAGGUGGGGAUACUCAUUUAUCAGUUGGGCACAGAAGCAGGAAUGCCGGGACGACGAUAUCAUCAUACUGCGCGUGUGCAUGCUUGUGGCGAUAGGAAAGGAUCCCGAGACGUAUUGGGAUGAUACGCCAGAAGGGGGAUACGCAUCAUUGUGGGCGACAGAAGAAUGGGAUAGGACGAGUGCCAUCCUAGGUACGAAGCUGUUCAGUUUUGAUCAGGGACCGAUGGGACCAGGGACUGGAGCGACGAAUGAUAGCAGUGAUAGAAGCAAGGGCGAGAUGAGCGAAUCGCAGAAUUGGGCGGAGUGGGCACCGGGAUUCGAGCCAUUAAGGAUCGCGGAGCAAGUCGUCGCUGUACCCGGCGAAGAAGAAGGCACCAAAAACGAAGGCCAAUGGGAUGUCGAUAUAGAUUUGCCCGGAAUAGCCGACGAAGAACAGGCCAGAAGAGGAGUGGGAGAGCCUCAGAAGGAUGAUAGCGCCGGUGGCGUGGGAGAGGUGGAAGAAACAGAGGCAGAAGUCGGACCUGCAGAUCAAGUUCGAGUUGCGGAUAGAAUUGGCGAAGGGAUAGGGUCGAGCAAAGCUGUGAGCAUUCGGAGAGCAAGAUACUCACCGGAGUAUGCAAAAUCGGCAGAACAUUUGCUCACGCAUCUCCCAAAGAACAUGCACUGCGUUGCCUGUCGACAAGGCAAAGCAAUAAACGUUCCCUUCAACAGGGGCGAAGGCAUCACCAACAAGGGUGCCGAGAAGUUCGGGGAGAGGGUCACUGCUGACACGAUAGUUCUUCGCAGCCACAAAGACAAGGGAAUCCGCGGAGAAAAUAAUGCAAUCGUGAUGUUCGACUUCAAGACACAAUGGAUACACUGCACGCCCGUAAAGUCCAGGGGAACGGAUGAGUUUGUGCGAGCUAUCAAUGAGUUCCGAGGCCCAGAUAUGGUAGUGCAUUUAUACGCAGACGGAGCCGGUGAAUUUUCAAAAGCCUGCGACGUCAUAGGAACUUGCAGGGCGACUUCUACACCCGGAUUACCCCGAACGAAUAGCAUAGCGGAGCUCAAGGUCAAAGAAGUAAUCUACGGUGGCAGAGUAUUGCUGAGACAAGCAGGACUAGAACCGAAGUGGUGGCCGUACGCUGUGCAGACGUUCUGCUUCCAUAGUAACGUACAACAAGUGGACGGGGUAAGCCCGUACGGGAAAAGACAUGGCAACGAGCAAGACAAAGUGAAACUGAUUCCUUUCGGGGCACUUGUUAACUACCUCCCCAUUGCCGAAAAGCCUAGAAAAGCUGGCAAAGAGGACGCGGCCCUGCUCGAACGGGGGGAUCCUGAAAAUGACGCUCUUGAGAUUCUCGGAGCUGAUGAAGAUGUUUCGAGCAUGGCCUUGCCCUCUGAAACGAAGGAAACCAAAGAACAACGCUCGCAAAGGGAGGAAGAGCUGAGAGAGAUCGAUAGACGUGCGCUCGAUAUGGUCAUGACGCAGGACUUUGAUGUGCAGCAUGCAAAGGACAUCAUCCUGAAGUUCACUUCGAUAGAAAAAGGAAUAGCGAAGAAUUCGCGGAGCAUGGCCACCGGUAGAGGGUUCAUAGUCCUGGGGCUGUAUGCGUACGGAGGAAAGGUUGGCAUUACGAAUAGUGCCAAAGAAUAUCCGGGGAUAGCCAUGGUGUGCUGCGAGCUGAUAGCAAAAUGUUUCCCAGAAGCUACUUUUACAACGGUGAUUGUGUCUGUCGGAACCAGGAUGGGGCCUCACAAGGACAAGUUUAACGAGAGCCAGACGUACAACUUUGUUGUGCCGGUAAGCGAGAGGGCGGGUGAAGCUAUGAUCUGGACAGAAGAGGAACAGUGUGAGAAUGAGAGUGGCGACGCCGCCGGGAUAAAGAAAGAGGUGCUUCCGGGAAAAUGGAUAUGGGGAAGGACUCGGAAGGUUGAUAGUGGGCUAAAGUUCAAUCCAAGAGUUUGGCAUGCUACCGAAGAUGCCUUGGCGCCGGAGGAUAGAGUGAUAGCGGUGGGAUAUACCCUGGCAGCGGGUAAAAAGGCAUCUGUGGAAGACAAGUGGAAGUUGAUGAGGCUGGGCUUCAGAUUGGAUGAGCACUUUGCGACAUUAGCGGAUGGCUUAUGCCAGGCGGCGUGUGCAGACAACGGUGGGGAUGGGGAAGAAUAUGUAGAUCACGACGCCGAGGAAGAGCAAGCGUAUGCCAUGGCAUCCAAGGCAAAGUUCGACGCUCCGACAUCACCCGGAUUGUUCCUAGGUUACGCGCUCCAACCAGGGGGUGUUCCGAGCGGAGACUAUAUAGUAGUUGAGCUGGCGCACCUGUAUCACGGAUGGACGGUACCGUCGAUACACCGCGUGAAGAGGAUAGUACUUGACGAGGAGAUGCCCAACUACUUCCCGAUGCAAGCUGUGGCUGAUAGGAAGUCGAGAAUCAUGACAGCGACUCGAGCUGAUGCCCUGGCCAGAUUGGAACUGGAGCGAGAGGGGCAGCAAGGAGAGGAGACGGAGGAAAUCUUCGCAGAGGAGAGAAGGGUACGAGCCGAUGUGAUGAGACAAAUUAAGUGCGACGAUCAGCAUCUUCAAAACGGGGAUUUCUGGGAACAUGAUGAGAUAGACCAUUCGUGGACGCUUCAUCACAUCUUACCCCGAAAGGAGCUGUGUACCCCGGGCGAGGAGGUCAAAGGUACAGGUGGCCCCGGGGAUAGAGAGCUGGGUCCAAGGAGGCGAACGUGGAUAGUGUACGCCGAUGGUACAUCGGAGGUGCUGGAUGAGGAUAGAAUGAAGGGCAAGAAGAAGAUCACCAAGAAAUGGACGGGGUGCACUACGUUCUGGGAAAAGGGGGAGCCUGAGGGAGAGAUAGAUGAUGAAGCCAAGGAGCGGGCGCGGGGAGAGAAGGCGACGGGUAUACGGGGGGUGGGUUUAGACUACGAACAGGACAUGCCCAGGAUAGAACGGCCGUACGCGAGAUCUCACAAACCCAACUCCAUUUCGUCAGCAGAGUGGAAUAGGAUGAGUCCGGGACAGCGACUGCGCUAUAUAGAGGGAGACAAAGAGAGGAUCAUCAGAGGAGAGAGGCCUCCCUCUGCCGCUCGAGGGCAAGAGGGAAUAGGACCGCGUCCCGCAGAAAUUGGAGUUCGUGAAUGGAUGGAGAAAAUCACCGACCAUGGACAGGACUUCUCACCGCAGGAAUACCGAUGGGAUUCUCCAUCGGGAAUGCCUGAGGGUGGCCGAGUGUGGGCAGUAAGAAACAAUCGCGCCACAUCCUACCGAUUCUAUGGCGGAAGGGACAAAAGACGGCUCGAGCUCUGGUGGAGGGUCACUCGGAGCGCCAAUACUGGGGAGGUCUUAGAAUCCAUUGAAUAUGACUCGUGCAUACAGGCGGAGAUGAUGCGCAAUAGAGGGAGAUACCGAUUCGUUGUGCCCAGGGACAUCAUCACGGAGUUCUGGUACAUCCCCGACGGAGGAGAAGACCGACGAAUCAGGGAUAGAGGAGGACCAGCAGAACCUGCCGCACCGGCAUCCAGGAUGGGAGAUACUGAGGAGGUUGCGAAAACCAUCAAUCCAUCAAUUGUGCAGCACAGCUGGAAUAGCGCGAACGCCGUCAUGGGGGUCGGAAUAGAAGAAAUAGGGGAUAACGGAGGUGAGAACGUAUCUUGGAUAUCGGGGGAAGGAUGUGUGAUAGGAGAGGAUGUGACGGAUGUGGUCAUCGCUAUCGAUGCGUCUAGCGAAGGCAUGAGCAUAGAAGUUGAUCGAAAGGCAUCCGGUUGGAGACGUGAGGAAGGUAUAGAUAGUACGCGAGAGGCUCGAGAUAGAGUGUUUGGUAAUAUAGAAAAGGUUAUCACCGACGCCAACAGCAGAGGAAUAGUGGCUACGACCAUCUGGAUAGGCGGCAAAAGUCGAUUGGCCGACGAGACCAUUGUUCGAAUGGCGCUUGCCUGGGACAUGUGGAUAGUACGGAGUGAUGGAUGCAUGCUGGGUAUGAAUGACGGGGUGGACGCGUCGUGUUACAUAGGAAUGAUCACUCCAUGUAUGAUGAACGCGAUCGCGGCGGACAUGCUAGCAUGCGAUCAUAUGCCAAGGGAUCAUGAGUUAAUGUCGCACAUGGUGAGGACAUCGGACACGAAAAUGGACGUGCAACGAGAGCAGGGGCGUAAGGCGAUACGCGAAAUGAUCAAGGUGAUAGAGGACGUGGUAAGCAUCUGCGGCGAGGAAGAGGGUGAUUCGGUGUCGAUGGCAUGUGAAGAACACGAGGGAGAAUAUCUCGGAUAUAGUAGUGGUAUGGUGACACUGGACGUGGACUCCUUGGCACAGCUGGAAAAGGGAACGAUUAGAGGAAACUCGUAUUGGGUGAUAGACAUGGAGGGAGACGACGAGCACGUCGACGAUGCUACGGAUCGAGAAGAUCAGACGCUGGUGAGGAACUAUGCUGCUGCGGCUGCCGAGGAUGGGGCACCGUACAUCAGUCGUGAGGAGCCCAGAUGGAAAAGAUGCAUAGUUAUGAAUAAUCCAGGCCGAGAGGCAAUGGGGGAGGUCUUCGGACCCCGGGCGAAACACAUACAGGACCUGCGCGUGAUCCUGGUCGACGGCGACGACAUAGGCAAGGUUAGGAUGAUGAAGCCAAACAGUCGCCGCACCAGACAUAGCACCGGAGGGGCCGCGGUAGCUUACCCUGGAGAAGAGCUCGAGGUGGGAGACAUGAACUGCAACGGAUGGAUAGUAGUGCUGGCCGGGGAGAGGGAGAGCAGCGACACAGAUCGACGCCACGACCAAGAUAGAGAGGAAAGCUCCGGAUUCGACGACCAGAGUGAUGUGUUUGAUUCAGAAGGGUGGACGCUGUCGGACUUGGAAGAGGAACGGGAACCUGUGGAUGAGGCAUUCUUCAGGGCCGGGCACGCUGAAACCAUCAACCUCGAGAAUAUGGAAAAGGGCGAAUGCGACAUAGUCAUGUGGGAGGCAGAGAGGAAUGCACUG
Messenger RNA from Symbiodinium natans, 5958 nucleotides. The record is from the annotation of a GenBank genome assembly. Lineage: Eukaryota; Dinophyceae; Suessiales; Symbiodiniaceae.